Molecule: messenger RNA, 1412 nt
Organism: Panicum virgatum (switchgrass)
Lineage: Eukaryota; Viridiplantae; Streptophyta; Magnoliopsida; Poales; Poaceae
Product: probable xyloglucan endotransglucosylase/hydrolase protein 23
Exons: 2
Coding region: 125-1021 (298 amino acids)
Biological process (GO): cell wall biogenesis; xyloglucan metabolic process
Cellular component (GO): cell wall; apoplast
Molecular function (GO): xyloglucan:xyloglucosyl transferase activity; hydrolase activity, hydrolyzing O-glycosyl compounds
Source: RefSeq, a predicted model, not a curated record
GAUCGCCUCUUGUUCACUCACACCACACCAGAGGCAUCGGUUUCCUAGGACGCCAUCCAGAGGCGGCGGCUGGUGCUGGGAUCUCCAAUAUAUUAUUCUAUCCAAGCGAUAGAUAGAUAGAUAGAUGCCGGCAGCGAUGGCUUCUGGUUCCAGCAGGCUCGUCGUGAUGAGAACAACGCUGCUGGUGCUCGGCGCCGUGUGCUCGGCGGCGCUGCUCGCCGGCGUCGCGAGCGCCGCCGGCAGCUUCUACCAGGACGUGGACAUCACCUGGGGCGACGGCCGCGGCAAGAUCCUCAACGGCGGCCAGCUCCUGACGCUGUCCAUGGACCGGGCCUCCGGGUCGGGGUUCCAGUCCAGGAGCCAGUACCUCUACGGCCGCUUCGACAUGCAGCUCAAGCUCAUCCCCGGCGACUCCGCCGGCACGGUCACCACCUUCUACCUGUCGUCGCAGGGGUCGCAGCACGACGAGAUCGACUUCGAGUUCCUGGGGAACGCGAGCGGCGAGCCGUACACGGUGCACACCAACGUGUACAGCCAGGGCAAGGGCGGCCGCGAGCAGCAGUUCCGGGUGUGGUUCGACCCCACGGCGGACUUCCACACCUACUCCGUGGUCUGGAACCCCAGCCACAUCGUCUUCUACGUGGACGGCGUGCCCAUCCGCGACUUCCGCGCCCGCGCCGCCGCCGCCGCCGGGGUGCCGUUCCCGGCGAGCCAGCCGAUGCGGGUCUACGCCAGCGUGUGGGACGCCGAGGAGUGGGCCACGCAGGGCGGCCGCGUCAGGACGGACUGGUCCCGGGCGCCGUUCGUCGCGUCGUACCGCGGCUUCGGCGCCGCCGGGUGCACGUCGCCGGACGCGGCGGCGUGCGCGCGCUCCAACGGCGCGUGGAUGUUCCAGGAGCUGGACGCCGCGGGGCAGGAGCAGCUCCGCCGGGCGCAGGCCACCUAUAUGAUCUACGACUACUGCGCCGACAAGUACCGGUUCCCGCAGGGCCCCCCGCCCGAGUGCGCGGCGCCCAAGUAGAAGAAGAAUCGAACAAGAAGCACAAUCCGCACGUGCGCAUCUGGAAUUUGGAUGGAUUACAUAGAGUAUAAAUACAUAAUUCAUCAAGUAGAAGAAGAAUUGAAGAAGAAGAAGAAGAAGAAGAAGAAGAAGAAGAAGAAGAAGAAGAAGAAGAAGAAGAAGAACCCGUGCGCGUUUGGAAUUUGGAUGGAUUACAUAGAGUAUACACUAUAAUUCAUCGAUUGGAAUAUAAAUACGCGACCGAUACGUAUACGAAUACGUAGACGCCUUUCUUGUCAUGUACUGUACUAUAUAUGUACGUGCAGUGUAUAGUCUGAUGGGAAGGAAGCUCUAGUAUAUAUGUACGUCACGCCGAUGACUUCUCCUUUGUUAUACUAGACGACUGCGUCAA